AUGUAUAUCGCCGUACGUGGCCGUAUACGGUCGUUUACGACCUCAACUAACUCUUCAGGGUCAACAACGUCUGAGCCAUUAUCAUCUUUGUCCACGGCAACAUUGAUUACAGAUUUGUCUGAUUCUUUCACAGUAGCUACAAAAGCCCAGUAUGUCGAUUCAUACAUUCCUCGCUUAUAUUCAUCGAUUCAAGGAAUGUCUCGACCAACAACUGGCAAACAAGCAUCCUCCCCCGUAUUGAAAUUAGAUAUUGACAAAGAGACAGCUAAUACAAGUAAAAAAGCAACAUUUUGCAGUAAAAUUUCUCUCCCAUAUAAAAUAAUCGGUGUCAUCGCACUACUCUUGAUCUUAUGUGCUGCCGUCAUUCCAUCAGUCAUUCUAUUGACACGUAAAAACUCGUCAACAGCGAAUAGUACUAGUGCCUCGGUCUGUAGUGUUACAACUUGUAUCAAGUCAAUAACAUCAUUUCAUGAGAAUUCAGUUGCUUAUUGGCCAUUUGAUAGCACAACGACUGAUCGUAAUUCAUUAUACACUGGUCUACCAUUCAACUCACCAACCUAUUCAGGCGGUCUAACAAUUUCUGGUCAAUGCAUCCAGUUUGAUAGUAGCGGUACUGAAUAUGUCAGCAUGCCAUUCAUCGAUCUCACUUACAAGAGUUUCACAAUUCAAGCUUGGAUUUAUCCACGAAGUAUCACCGGUGAGCAGGGAAUAUUUGGAGAGUGUGCAUCCACAUUACUAUCUGACCAAUGUCUUUCACUAAACAUAAAAAAUGGACAUUUACAUAUGAGUUUAAAUCUCGAUAAUGAAUUAUUUGGUUCUUCUGUACUAACUACAUCAAACUGGUAUCACGUUACUUUUGUCUACGAUUACUCUCUCCUUCAACAAUUUAUUUAUUAUAAUGGCGUUCUCGACGCAUCAUCAGCUUCACUCGGCGUUUCCGGUCCCUAUGUCGGAAGCACGGGUGGCUUUACGGUUGGCUACGCCAACUAUUCAAACACCUACUAUUACGGUUCGGUAGACAAUCUGAUUAUUAGUAAUUACGCAAAUUCGAGUUGUCAAAUUUUGAAUGAUGCAACCCUUUCUGGUUACUAUUCAUUCGACUCGACAACUCAGCCUUAUCUUGACUAUGGCAUAAAUUUUAUUAAUGCUUUUACUUCUUCACAAACCACAAGUGUAACCGGUCGAGUAAAUCAAGCACUUUUGUUCAAUUCAAGUAGUGCCUAUUUUAUAGCCCAAGUCUUCAGCAUACAUAAUUCAAAUCCACCAUUUACAGUCGCGUUUUGGAUGAGUCUAACAAGUAUCACUAGUGGAACAAUAAUACACGUAUCUCAAUUAUCAACUGGUGCUACUGCAGUUUGUUUUGAUCUGCUCGUUCUAACUUCGAGCGGAACUCUUGCUGCACAAACAUAUUACAACUAG
This is a messenger RNA of Didymodactylos carnosus, 1419 nucleotides long. The record is from the annotation of a GenBank genome assembly. Lineage: Eukaryota; Metazoa; Rotifera; Eurotatoria; Philodinida; Philodinidae.